This is a messenger RNA of Rhagoletis zephyria (snowberry fruit fly), 2153 nucleotides long. It is a transcript of the gene Mettl3, whose product is annotated as methyltransferase like 3. Gene Ontology annotation, biological process: RNA methylation; mRNA modification. Lineage: Eukaryota; Metazoa; Arthropoda; Insecta; Diptera; Tephritidae. Gene Ontology annotation, cellular component: nucleus; RNA N6-methyladenosine methyltransferase complex. Gene Ontology annotation, molecular function: mRNA m(6)A methyltransferase activity. The record is from RefSeq and is a predicted model, not a curated record.
AAUAUUCGCAUUCCCAGAAGAAGCAUCUGAAUAGCAAAAGUUGUUUUAUUUUUACACCAGAUUAAAUAUUUUUGUCGAUUCAUUGAUUUGUGGCUAUUAGGCGCCUAGAAAACAGGGUUCUGUUGCAUUCCUGUUAUACGAUGGCUGAUGCUUGGGAUGAAAUAAAAGCAGUAAAGACCAAACGUAAUACACUGCGAGAAAAGUUGGAGAAACGGAAGAAAGAGCGUGCCGGUUUGCUGUCUUCGUCGCCAAAUAACGUUGUUGAUACAGCCAAGGAUUCACCGAAUCCACCAUUAGAAUUAGAGACGGAUGCCGAAGCAGAGAAAGCGGUUUUGCAGGCACUCUCCUCCAGCACACUUGUGCUUCCAAUAAUAUCUACACAAUUGUUGGAAAAAGUGGCUACAUUUUUGGAUAAAGCACCUGCACAGCAAGUAAUUAAUUACACCCUAAACAAAUUGGCCGAGCAAGGAGCAGUCAAUAUCAAAAGUGUUACCAUCGGAAAGGAUGUGGGCUGCGAAGUGAUUUCUGUAGAAACUAACAUUGUGUUAGGUCUAUAUAAAGAACUGAUUAAUGACAGUUAUGUGGGUAUCAAGGAAGAGCUGAAACGCAAAUUCGAAACGGAUGAUGCCGAGAAUGAGGACUGUAAUCUUAAUAAGAUGGUGAAGGCGGAAGCUAAUGCAGCACCAAAUGCGCGAAAAGAGACGACUAUCGGCGGUUCGGAUGCAUCUGAUGAUAUAAUGUCCCUCCUCUCGAUGCCAUCAACGCGCGAGAAGCAAAGCAAACAAGUCGGCGAGGAAAUACUCGAAUUAUUAACCAAGCCCACUGCCAAGGAACGCUCUGUUGCAGAAAAAUUCAAAUCACAUGGUGGGGCGCAGGUUAUGGAAUUUUGUCCACAUGGCACAAAAGUGGAGUGCCUUAAAGCGCAACAAGCCACUGCGGAAAUGGCAGCCAAAAAAAAGCGGGACCACAAAUUAGAGAAUGCCAGGAAAGCGAUUAUCGAUUUGGAAGGAAUCCAAAAAAAUAACGAGGAAACAACAAAUAUGGACGAUGCAAAUGCAACAUCGGAUAGUAAUGGCAACACCAGCGGGAAGGAAGAGAAAAACGAUGCCAAGGCUGCAGAAUCGGAUGCGGAAGAUGGCGAAAUUGUAUCGGAUAACUUAAAGGACGGCGAAGUUGAUUCGGAACAAUCGUCGGAUGAACUUUUAGAGACAUUAGAUACUUGCACAAAAUUGCAUUUUAAGAAAAUCAUCCAAUCGCACACCGACGAAUCACUCGGCGACUGCAGUUUUUUAAAUACGUGUUUUCACAUGGCGACAUGCAAGUAUGUGCAUUACGAAGUCGACACGAUACCGAAUAUAAACACUAACAAGCCAGUCGAUGUUAAGACUAAACUUUGCAUCAAACGAAGCAUUGAUCCCAGCGUAACACUCUAUCCCCCGCAGUGGAUACAAUGUGAUUUGCGUUAUCUAGACAUGACAGUACUCGGCAAAUUCGCCGUUGUUAUGGCCGAUCCACCGUGGGAUAUACACAUGGAAUUGCCUUAUGGUACAAUGUCCGAUGAUGAGAUGCGGCAGUUAGGCGUACCAGCGUUGCAAGAUGAUGGACUUAUUUUCUUGUGGGUAACAGGUCGCGCUAUGGAAUUAGGACGGGAGUGCCUAAAGCUCUGGGGUUAUGAACGCGUUGACGAGCUCAUUUGGGUAAAAACAAAUCAAUUGCAACGCAUCAUACGCACAGGUCGUACAGGCCAUUGGUUGAAUCAUGGCAAAGAACAUUGUCUGGUUGGCAUGAAAGGUAAUCCGAAAAAUCUCAAUCGCGGUCUCGAUUGCGAUGUUAUUGUUGCAGAAGUACGCGCCACCUCACAUAAACCCGAUGAAAUAUACGGCAUCAUUGAACGUCUUAGUCCAGGCACACGUAAAAUAGAACUUUUUGGCCGACCACACAACGUGCAACCGAAUUGGAUUACUUUGGGCAAUCAAUUGGACGGUAUACGCUUGGUCGAUCCAGAGUUAAUAACACAGUUCCAGAAGCGAUAUCCCGAUGGAAAUUGUAUGUCACCAGCGGCAGCUGCUGGAGCGGCUGGAUCAACAACUAAUCCGGCAAGUACCCCCAAGAAGUAAAGAGCAAUAAAUAAACACAAACCCAGUAAAAAAAAA